Molecule: messenger RNA, 1695 nt
Organism: Platichthys flesus (European flounder)
Lineage: Eukaryota; Metazoa; Chordata; Actinopteri; Pleuronectiformes; Pleuronectidae
Gene: jam2b
Product: junctional adhesion molecule 2b
Exons: 10
Coding region: 81-962 (293 amino acids)
Biological process (GO): leukocyte tethering or rolling
Cellular component (GO): cell surface; tight junction; protein complex involved in cell adhesion
Source: RefSeq, a predicted model, not a curated record
GAAGCUGCUGCAGAAAGUUUGGAGUAAAGCCGAAUCUGACGCUGCAGGAACAGGACGGAUCAUAACUUCUGUAACUGAGCAUGAACACCAUGGAGAUGUGGCUGCUGCAGCUUCUCUUCACUUUACUUUGCAGUCCCGGCUGUCUGUCAGUGACAGUGAGCAGCAGUAAAACCAAUGUAGAGGUCCACGAGCACACAGAUGCUCUGCUGUCCUGUGAGUUCAAGACAGAGACAGAACAAAACCCUCGGAUUGAGUGGAAGAAGAGAGGAAAGAGCGUGUCAUACGUCUACUUUGAUAAAAGAUUUAUUGGGCCUUACACAGGACGGGCCACCAUAGAUGGAGCUACCCUGAUGUUGCACUCGGUCACUCAGAAAGAUUCGGGCGAGUAUCGCUGUGAGGUGACCGCCCUCAACGAUCACGUCAAACUGGGAGAGACAACUGUAACUCUCAAUGUGCUGGUGCCUCCUCAUGUGCCGUCCUGUGCGGUGCCGAGCUCCAUGUUCGUGGGCUCAGACCUGGAGCUGCUCUGUAAGGACAAACUGAGCGUUCCUCCUGCCACCUACCGCUGGUACAAAGACAACAAGGCCCUGACAGCCACAGCCGACACGCCGUACGGAAUCGACACCCACACGGGCACACUGAAGUUUAAGAGUGUGUCCAAAACAGACACAGGGAUGUACCGCUGUGAGUCCUCCAACAAUGCGGGAGCGCCCAAGAGUUGUGUAGCCCAACAACUCAAUGUUAAGGACUAUCCCUUGAAUAUGACAGUUUUGAUAGCAGGUGCUGCAGCUUUUCUGAUGCUUGUGGUCUUUUGCUGCAUCUGUGUGUGUGUGUGUCGACGCCGAGGCUGCUGCAGGAAAGAAAAAAGGCUAAAAAGCAACAUGUCCUACAACCCGGCGCCCCCUCCUCCUCCUAGCCGCAACCUCAAGCAUUACAAACAAACUCAGUCCUUCAUGAUCUGAGGUUGAAACACUGAGUCGGACUUCAGAUCAUCCAGAGUCAGGAGGGUUUCCUUAAUGUCCGGCACAACUUUCUUUUGGACGUCUGCUCUCUGCUGCCUUGAACUCAUACACAGUAAUAUCGUCCAAUAUAAGCAAAAUAAGGAUUUCUGCAUAAACCUUGCUGCCUCAUUUAAAUGGCCUUUUAUGUGUUGCCAGUUUGAGAGAGGGAUCUUGUAUCCAAAUCUACUGUAAAUUCAAAUUUAGCUCAACUUUUUUAAAAUUGAUGUGAUAUAUAUUUCAUAACCUUCUUUUUUAGUGUGCUUUUGAAAAUCUUGUUAAAUCUGACUUUUUUUCAUGUUGUUGACUUGUUGUGUUUUGUUUUCAGUUAUUUUGCUCUCAAACGCCACCUAUAGGCUGUUAACUGUAACUAUCCACAACAAUUAGAGUAAAGACUGUAUAUUUCUCGUCACAAAUGAUUGUAGACUUCACAAUGCAUUCACUUAUCUACGUACAGAGAUAUCACUUGUUAUUUUUAUAUAUUUUUAUAAACCUGUUUGUAUGUUUAUCUCAUGUUGAAAUUGUCCUUUGUUAUUCUUGGGUUGUAUAGAUUUUCAUGAUGUGAAUUGAGUGAAAAUUGGGCAGGUGUCUGCAUACACUGAACGGUGCGUUGAAGGCUUUCAAAAUGUUUUGACACUCAAAUAUUUGAUGAGUCCUGAUCAAUAAAGGAAUGUUAAUAAAAAUCAGCACAUCAGGG